Molecule: messenger RNA, 3793 nt
Organism: Esox lucius (northern pike)
Lineage: Eukaryota; Metazoa; Chordata; Actinopteri; Esociformes; Esocidae
Gene: rbl2
Product: retinoblastoma-like 2 (p130)
Exons: 21
Coding region: 212-3556 (1114 amino acids)
Biological process (GO): regulation of transcription by RNA polymerase II; negative regulation of G1/S transition of mitotic cell cycle; cell differentiation
Cellular component (GO): nucleus; chromatin; transcription regulator complex
Molecular function (GO): RNA polymerase II transcription regulatory region sequence-specific DNA binding
Source: RefSeq, a predicted model, not a curated record
AAACACAUCGGGACAUAUACUUCACGCAGGCGUUCUGUUCAGUCUGCUACGCACUAUAGUAUCUGUCACUCAAAUGACAUUUAAAUGGCUGUACGACUGUAUAUCGGAUCGCACAAUAUCUGUAGCAAAAAUAAGCCCUUGUACUUUGUAACAAGACGCACUUGAAUCGACUCUUAUUUUCAAUUGCAUCGUUUUGUCGUGGACAUUCGAAAUGAACGAAGAGGAAGACUUUUUGCAGAAAACAAGGCUGGGGUUUGAUGAUCUCUGUCGAGAUUUGAAUAUGGACGAGCAGGCGAGCAACGAAGCGUGGAAGAGCUACGAAAACAUUAGCAAGAAUUACACAUUAGAGGGCAGUGAGCUUCCAUGGCUUGCAUGUGCUCUCUACGUGGCUUGUAGGACAGCCGUACCGACGGUGGGUAAGGGCACUGCGGACGGGAACUACGUCUCUCUGACCAGAAUCCUCCGCCGCUCAGAACAGAGGUACGGACACACACAGCCUGGUCGUGGCCUCAUUGAGUUCUUCAGCAAGAUGAAGAAGUGGCAGGACAUGGCCAAUCUAUCACAGGACUUCCGACAGAGCACAGAGAAGCUGGAGAGAAAUUUUACUGUUUCUGCUGUCAUUUUUAAGAAGUAUGUUCCCAUCUUCAAAGCCAUCUUCAAAGCACCCUCGGAUGAACCACCCAGAGUCCAUAGAAGCCGUAAACAAAGACGACAUCCGUGCACAGUCACUGAGGUGCUGAAAUUCUGCUGGAUUCUCUUUGUACAUGCCAAAGGGAACUUUCCUAUGAUUAGUGAUGACCUGGUGAACUCAUACCACCUGCUGCUCUGUGCCCUGGACCUGGUCUUCGCCAAUGCUCUGCUCUGUAACACCAGAAAGGACCUGCUCAACCCGAGCUUCAAAGGCCUUCCUGAGGACUUCAGCAGUAAGGACUAUAAGCCCAUGGCGGGCCCCUGCUGCUUCAUAGAGCAGCUGUGUGGUCUGCAUGACGGCCUGGUACUGGAGGCCAAGGGGGUGAAGGAGCACUUCUGGAAACCCUUCAUCAAGAGGCUCUUCCAUAAGAAGAUUCUCAAAGGGAAAGAAGAUAGUUUGACUGGCUUCUUGGAUCCUGUGAAUUUUGGAGAUAGUUUUUCUUCUCUGGGCCGCGUGUACGAGGAGCAUGUUCUGGCCACUGGAGGCCUGGAUGAGAGGAUCUUCCUGGGUGAAGGGGCUAAUGAACACAUCGGCAUGCCGGGUCCAUGUCUCUGUGAGGGAGUUGAGAACCAGGUUACCCCUGUCUACAGACUUUACAGCAGUCUGAUGGCCUCUGCCCUGAAAGUGUCCACUCCCCUGACGGGCCGUAAGUAUGUCCCGGACCGCAGUCUGGGGUCGCCGGUCUCCACAGCCAUGCAGAGUGUCGGCCGACUACACAGCCUGCUCGCUGGGCUCAAACACGGCCCCAGUGGGAGGCUCAAAGACCUAUUCAGAGCGUGUGCCAGAGACCCUAGUGAGGCCAUCUCCACUAGGCUGACAGAAAUGUGUCAGCUCUUUGGUCACCGCUACGACGGCAGCAGGGAGGACCGCUCUGGAAUGGGGAAAGACAUUGCAGUGAAGUACUUCCGCCUGGCGGAGGCGCUCUACUAUAAAACCCUGGAGACCAUCAUGGACCAGGAGAAGAAGAGACUGGGCGAUAUGGAUCUCUCUAGUAUUCUGGAGCAGGAUUUGUUCCAGCGCUCUCUGCUGGUCUGCUGCCUGGAGAUUGUCAUCUUUUCUUACCGACCCCCAGGGGACUUCCCACGCGUUAUACAAAUCUUCCAGCUCCCAGCGUAUCACUUCUACAAGGUUAUCGAGGUGCUGGUCCGUGCGGAGCAGGGGCUGUUCAGGGAGGUGGUGAAGCAUCUGAACCAGAUAGAGGAGCAGGUCCUAGAGAGCUUGGCCUGGGAAGGGGGGUCCCCAUUGUGGGACAGCAUCAGGGGGGCCAAGAACCAAGCGCCCGCCUGCCAGGAGGUGAUGCCACCCCAGCACCUGGAGGAUGGUGACGGAGGCAGCAGUGCUGGCAAUGCCCCCCUAACUCUCAACAACCUUGGCACUGAUCUGAACACCAACAGCUGUGGUAAAGGGUUGUCCCCUCCCCCCCCCACCCUGUUGGACUGCUACAGCUCCCCCCCGACAGGCUCAGCCAGAAGACGGCUGUUUCUAGACUCAUCGUCCGACACCCCCUCAGACCCCUCCGCCACCACUCCAGCCACCACCGCUACCACGGCGGUUAGGACCUCCCAGGCCAUCGUCACAGCAACGAUCCCUGCCGGGCAGACAGUGGUCACCAUGGCAACGGCCACUGUUACCGCCAACAACGGACAGACGGUCACCAUACCUGUGCAAGGAAUAGCCAAUGAGAACGGAGGCAUCACCUUCAUCCCUGUCCAGGUUAGUGUGACGGGACAAGGUACGGCCACGCUCCAGCCCCUGACUGGCUCUAUGACCAGCCAACCGCAGACCACCACCACCCUGAACAGUUCUGCCCCCCAGGGUAGCCCUGCUGCCAGCAAGCCAAUCAAAACGCCGGCAGUGCAGAAACCGUCCAAUAACAAGCCUCAGAAAAUGGGUUCCCACUCGCUUUUCUUCCGUAAGGUGUACCACUUGGCUAGCGUGCGUCUGCGAGAUCUGUGUGCUAAGCUGGACAUCUCCAGCGAGCUGAGGAGAAAGAUCUGGACGUGUUUUGAGUACUCUCUGGUGCACUGCUCGGAGCUCAUGAUGGACAGACACAUAGACCAGCUCCUCAUGUGUGCUGUGUAUGUCAUGACCAAGGUGACCAAGGCAGACAAGUCCUUCCAGAACAUCAUGAGGUGCUACCGCUCCCAGCCCCAGGCCAGCAGCAGUGUCUACAGGAACGUGUUGAUCUCUGGCAGGAAGAGACGUCACUCAGGCAGCAGUGGUGGGAACCGGCAGAGCUCUGACACCAACCAUGAGCUGGGGAGUGGACACAGCCCAUGGGCCAUGUGCUCCACCAGCACUCUACCCGGCCCCCAGCCUGGCAGCACUCCCUCUACCCCCACCCAGGCCCCCGCCUUCUCCGCUGUCUCCCCCUCCUCAUCCGUCCCUCCCGCCCAGCCGCGGGAUGAGGGAGUAGCGCUGGAGGAGGAGGAGCAACGAGGCGACCUCAUCCACUUCUACAACCGGGUCUACAUCAAGGAAAUGCGCCACUUCGCCCUGCGCUACUCGACCAGCUCGCUCUUGGAAGGGGUGGAGUCCCCUCCCCUUUGCCCGUACCCCUCCAUGAGGACCAGCUUCCCCCGCAGGGUUCUCCUGUCCCACAACCACUCCAUCUACAUAUCCCCCCACAAAACCAACCCCCCAACUCCUACUGCACAGGACACACUCUUCUACUACAUCUGUAGCAGCCCUGCCCAUCGCCUGGCGGAGAUCAACACAAUGAUCCGCACCGGGGACACGCCCACCAAGAAGCGCAGCAUGCAGCUGGAGGAGGAGCCGUCGCCAAAGAGGGUGUGUCCCAGCAACCAGUCAGCCCUGCUACGCAGACUGCAGGACGUGGCCAAUGACCGAAGCUUCUCCCACUGAGGCAUGAUGCCCAGCCCUUAAGAAUACCACACUGGCACAACAUGACCACAAUAGAUUGGAAUACAUUGGCCGUAUCAAAAAUAUCUCCAUUAUUUAGCAUACAUUUGUUUUUAAUUUAAGGAAAGGUUAGGAGGGUGUCUCAGUGGUGAAGGUUCUUGGUCAGUGGCAGGUACCUCUUUUGGAUUCUCUGUAGAAAGCACUGUACUUCUGUCCGUUCCAGCAUGGACAGAUAUUACA